AUGUCCAAUUUAACCUCACUAUCAUAUCGAGACCAACAUAAAAGGUCCGAAAAUGGUUGGAAUCUUCUGCGUACGACCACAGUGUCAAAUUCCUCCGGAUCAACGGCUCAUUUAUUGUACUUGGCUCGAAACAAAAUGAGUAAUACCCUGUCCAUGGACGGUAGAUCCAAAGAUAGCGAGGAUGAUGCUGGAAGUGACUCUGAUUCGACAACUUCACAAUCGAGCUCUGGUGAUGAUUCGUUCUCGGAUGACUACGGUUCUGAAGAUGGCUCCGAGUCAAACGAUGAGUUCCUGAACGAAGAAACGUCUAAGACCACUUUUGUCGACUCUAAAGAGGAAACGGUUCAGGACGACAGUACCGACUGCUUGAUGGUAGUUACGCACGAAAACCCACCGAUCAUCGUCAAAUGGACCAAACGAUCUUAUUAUUGGGCAAAUGCAAUCGCAGCGAUACAUCCAACUCUACCACUUCUAGCUUUGACACACUCCCCUAUACAACUCGAGUUGAUCAACUUGGAAACAGAAAAAAGACAAGAUGUAAAUCUUCCCGAACUUGCCGAUAUUACUGAGACACCUGCUGCCUACUCGAGAGAGCUCAAAUUCUCCUCCUGUGGUAACUAUUUACACGUGUUGCUGUUGUCCUUUUUUCACCAUGGCCACCAGGGCUCCUCUACCAAAUGCGUGGUGAAAGUGUCGACAUUUCGCUUCAACUGGGGAUCCGACCGAAAUAGCGACAUAUUGAUGCGUGAGUUCCAAGCGCAAAGCUGUACCUUCAUUUCCGCGGCACAUCUAGGCCAGAUGAGGACUCCUCUAGCGCUGACAGAUUGGGUUGACGGUUGUGUCUUUGUCGCUCUGCCUCCUCUUACCUGCGAUCCUAAGGUUCUGAAGAUUAUACUACCAACUACACAGCCUAUCGUCGCAGACACAGAGGCCCCUGCUACAUUCUGCGAGGAGAGCAAAGACAUUUUCACCUUGAGAGAACAAAUAUACUUCCCAACAUCCACCCCUCGAAGGAAUCCAUCGUUAAAAUAUCGGGGCAUGGCAAAUGGCUCGGGCGGUAUAUACCUUGCCCUUGGCGCGCUUCUGCCUCAGCCAGACAAGGAUGAGUCAGAUGCAGUAAAGGGGAAUGGGGCAUCUAGCCAGAAUCCUUUACAAGCCAGCGCUCCGGUGGUUCUCAGGUGGAAAGUUUCGGAGGAAAGCGGUUGGAGAGCAUGGGACGUCGAUGCCGAUCAGAAGUCAUCUGAAGCAAUGGAAUAUUGGAGCAUAGUUGCCAAACUAAGAGGAAGUUUUGUUGAUAGUGAGAAGUCUUUCACCGUUCCCACCCGAUGUGGAUUAAACUGGGACAGGAAAGGAUAUCUGAGUUGUAGCUAG
Colletotrichum truncatum is the source of this 1371-nucleotide messenger RNA. RefSeq names its product zinc finger protein. The record is from RefSeq and is a predicted model, not a curated record. NCBI's taxonomy places the organism in Eukaryota, Fungi, Ascomycota, Sordariomycetes, Glomerellales, Glomerellaceae.